CGAAUUCUGAGUAUAAACGACAGACUGAGCGGGUUUGAAUACUUACAGAAACGGAAAUAUUGCACAUUUACCUUCAUUUCAAAUCCAUUUCAAGUUGGCGUACAGUCUGUCGCAGUUAAACGAGGGAUAUACGUCCGGCAAAACAGACACUUGGAGAAGUGAAGACGAAUUAAGCGCCUGUCUUUUGUUUAUCGAGGCUCGCCGGUACUGGUAACGCGGACGCGCGGAGGUGAAAGGACCCUCUACCGCGAGCUAGCUGAGUUAGCUAGCACAGUUAACCGAUCAUCUUCACUUACACACGGUGCCGACAGACUGAAGAAAAAGUGGUUUGUUUGGAUGUGGACAGAUCUCCUCCUUCAGGGAAACCAUGGGAUUGACCGGGAGGAAAUCGGAGAAGGGUCCUGUUUGCUGGAGGAGGCGAGUAAAGUCUGAGUACAUGCGACUGCGGCAGCUCAAACGCUUCAGGAGGGCAGACGAGGUCAAGAGCAUGUUCAGCUCCAACAGACAAAAAAUAUUGGAGCGCACCGACAUCCUAAACCAGGAAUGGAAACUGAGGCGGAUACAGCCAGUUCAUAUUAUGACACCUGUGAGCUCCUUGCGUGGAACCAGAGAGUGCACUGUUGACAGUGGCUUUUCUGAGUUCUCUAGACAAGUCAUUCCUCUCAAAACACUGAAUGCUGUAGCCUCUGUUCCUGUCAUGUACUCGUGGUCUCCCCUCCAGCAAAAUUUUAUGGUUGAAGAUGAGACGGUAUUGCACAACAUCCCUUACAUGGGUGAUGAAAUCCUUGAUCAAGACGGCACCUUCAUAGAAGAGCUGAUUAAAAAUUAUGAUGGAAAAGUUCAUGGAGAUAGAGAGUGUGGCUUCAUAAAUGACGAGAUCUUUGUGGAGCUGGUGAAUGCACUCAAUCAGUACAGUGAUAAUGACGAAGAUGAUGAGGAGGAUGAUCAUCAUGAUUGUAAGUUUGAGAAGAUGGACCUCUGUGAUGGAAAAGAUGAUGCUGAAGACCACAAGGACCAGCUGAGUUCUGAGAGUCACAACAACGAUGGAUCAAAAAAGUUUCCCUCUGAUAAAAUCUUUGAAGCCAUAUCUUCGAUGUUUCCUGACAAAGGCUCAACUGAAGAACUCAAAGAAAAAUAUAAAGAACUCACUGAGCAGCAGCUCCCAGGGGCUCUUCCUCCUGAAUGCACCCCCAACAUUGAUGGACCAAAUGCCAAAUCAGUGCAAAGAGAGCAGAGUCUGCACUCCUUCCAUACCCUCUUCUGCAGGCGUUGCUUCAAAUACGAUUGCUUCCUUCACCCUUUUCAUGCAACUCCAAACACAUACAAGCGGAAGAACAUGGAGAAUGUGGUCGACGGCAAACCUUGUGGCAUUUAUUGCUACAUGUAUAUGGUUCAGGAUGGACUGGUUGGGGAAUACCCAGCAGGUGUAGUUGCUGAACGUGCCAAGACCCCUUCAAAGCGCAGCACAGGCCGACGCAGAGGAAGACUCCCGAACAGCAACAGCAGACCCAGCACCCCGACGGUCAACUCUGAGACUAAAGACACAGACAGCGACCGGGAGGGUGGAGCAGAUGGAAACGACAGCAAUGAUAAAGACGAUGAUGAUAAAAAGGAUGAGACCACCAGCUCCUCAGAAGCAAACUCUCGCUGUCAGACUCCAGUAAAGCUGAAGUUGAGCUCAGAGCCUCCUGAGAAUGUGGACUGGAGCGGUGCGGAGGCAUCUCUCUUCAGAGUGCUCAUCGGCACUUACUACGACAACUUCUGUGCUAUAGCCAGACUCAUAGGCACAAAGACCUGUAGACAGGUUUAUGAAUUCAGGGUAAAAGAAUCUAGCAUCAUUGCACGAGCACCUGCAGUAGAUGAAAACACUCCUCAAAGGAAGAAGAAGAGGAAACACAGAUUGUGGGCCACACAUUGUCGAAAAAUUCAACUAAAGAAAGAUGGCUCCUCUAAUCAUGUGUACAACUACCAGCCAUGUGAUCACCCGCGCCAGCCAUGUGACAGUUCUUGCCCUUGUGUCACAGCCCAAAACUUCUGUGAGAAGUUCUGCCAGUGUAGCUCAGAAUGUCAGAACCGGUUUCCAGGUUGCCGCUGUAAGGCCCAGUGUAACACCAAGCAGUGUCCGUGUUACCUGGCUGUACGAGAGUGUGACCCUGACCUAUGCCUCACCUGUGGGGCAGCUGAACACUGGGACAGUAAAAACGUCUCCUGCAAGAACUGUAGCAUCCAAAGAGGAGCAAAGAAGCAUUUGCUGCUGGCUCCAUCUGAUGUGGCCGGGUGGGGAAUCUUCAUCAAAGAGCCGGUUCAGAAGAAUGAGUUCAUCUCAGAGUACUGCGGGGAGAUCAUCUCGCAGGAUGAGGCAGACCGCAGAGGCAAAGUCUAUGACAAAUACAUGUGCAGCUUCCUCUUCAACCUUAACAACGACUUUGUUGUUGAUGCGACAAGGAAAGGAAACAAGAUCAGAUUCGCCAACCACUCGGUGAACCCCAACUGCUAUGCAAAAGUGAUGAUGGUUAAUGGGGAUCACAGGAUUGGCAUAUUUGCGAAGAGAGCCAUACAGACUGGAGAGGAACUGUUCUUUGAUUAUAGAUACAGUCAAGCGGAUGCUCUGAAAUAUGUAGGUAUUGAACGAGAAAUGGAAAUUCCAUGAAGCCAUCUACCUCUCUGAACAAAUGCCUUACACACAUCAGGAAUUCUCUCCACAUGCAUUUCCAAUACAGUUUAGAUACCGUUUUAUAGGACAAGGGCAUCUAUUUGAGAAGAUUUUAACAGUGAUAUUUUGAAGACUUCCUUUUUUUACGUUUUUUUUUUUUACACACGUGACCAACAGGCUUACUCUGGGAUACACUUUCUGAUAGUAACUUGAACAUUCUGUUUACAGUAGAGCCAUUUUGUAACGGGCCAUUGUUUUGUAUCUGGAUUGUAUUUUAUUUUUUCCUCCUUUAAGUUAUUUUGACAGUUUCCUCUAAAUUGUUGGACCAAAUUUCACAUUUAAACCGGCUGUAUGUUUGUAUUACAAAAAAGACAAGCGUAUUUAUAAUCACACAACCCCCAGCUCUGUUCUUCGUGGAAACCAAAGCCACCGUCACUGCUUUGCAUGCGAGUGUCUCAAGAAACAUGUUUUCUGGUGCCAAUGCACAGUAAUGACAACCGGAAGGUCAAAUCAGUAUCAUAUUGCAGUGCCUUGUUUGAUAGUCUCUUUGAUUUAGACAUUUUCCUAAAAUGAUGUACUCUAAUUGUUGUCUGCAUGAACAGCGCUUUCAUGUGGUGUUGGAACCAGGUGACUCUUCAUUCCUCACUGUUUUGUAAGGUUUAUCCUGACAGUUGCUAAAUGUAAAGCGAUUGACUCAAGGUGCUGUUCUUCUACCUGCUCACGUAAAAGAAAAAACAAUCCUUUUUUUUUUCCUGAACAGGGGAUACUGUCAAAUCAAAGCAAUAAUACCAGGCUUGACUCCAGACUCCCUAUUUAUUUUAUGAGUGUUCUAAUUUAUUGAUGGCUAUCAGUUGCUGUGAUUUGUCAGUGAGUAUUAGGGAGUUCUUAAUUAGGCACUAGAUUCUUUGUUUUGCUUCACUUAGUCUGUUGCUCCAUUUGUUUAUAAGGGUUUUUGACCACUCCAUCUCCCAUGUUGUUGCCUCCAAUUACAAGGUGCUGUUCGAUUGUUUACAGGGACUUGUUUAACGUGAUAAAAUAAACAUUGAACAUAACUGUC
Danio aesculapii is the source of this 3710-nucleotide messenger RNA. RefSeq names its product enhancer of zeste 2 polycomb repressive complex 2 subunit (gene ezh2). Bases 368 to 2650 code for a protein of 760 amino acids. NCBI's taxonomy places the organism in Eukaryota, Metazoa, Chordata, Actinopteri, Cypriniformes, Danionidae. The transcript has 20 exons. Gene Ontology annotation, molecular function: protein binding; histone H3K27 methyltransferase activity. Gene Ontology annotation, biological process: chromatin remodeling. The record is from RefSeq and is a predicted model, not a curated record.